Molecule: messenger RNA, 999 nt
Organism: Miscanthus lutarioriparius
Lineage: Eukaryota; Viridiplantae; Streptophyta; Magnoliopsida; Poales; Poaceae
Source: the annotation of a GenBank genome assembly
AUGAGGGUGGUGGUGACGGGCGCGACCGGGUACCUGGGCGGCCGCCUGUCCGCGGCGCUGAGCGGCGCGGGCCACGCCGUCCGCGCGCUCGUCCGCCGCUCCAGCAACGUCUCUGGCCUUCCCCGCGACGUCGAGCUGGCCUACGGCGACGUCACCGACGCCGAGUCCCUCGCCGCGGCCUUCGACGGCUGCGACGUCGUGUUCCACGUCGCCGCGGCCGUCGAGCCGUGGUUGCCCGACCCCUCCGUUUUCCUCAAGGUUAAUGUAGGUGGACUUGAGAAUGUGUUGAAGGCUGCCAAGAGAACACCAACUGUGAAGAAGAUAAUCUACACAUCAUCUUUCUUUGCAAUUGGUCCUACUGAUGGUUAUGUUGCAGAUGAGGCACAGAUGCAUCCAGAGAAGGAAUUUUGUACUGAAUAUGAGAAAUCAAAGGUUCUUGCAGAUAGAAUCGCACUGCAGGCAGCAGCAGAUAAGGUGCCGAUCACCAUUGUCUACCCAGGCGUUCUCUAUGGCCCUGGAAAACUUACGACUGGAAAUCUUGUCUCUCGCAUUUUAAUAGAGAGGUUUAAUGGGCGCUUACCUGGUUACAUAGGAGAUGGGUAUGAUAGAGAAUCGUUCUGCCAUGUUGAUGAUGUUGUUAGUGGGCACAUAGCAGCUAUGGAGAUGGGCAGAGUGGGCCAACGGUAUCUGCUCACUGGUGAAAAUAUGUCAUUCGUGCAAAUUUUUAAUAUGGUUGCUAAUAUCACAAACACAAAGGCUCCCAUGUUCCACGUACCUCUCUGGUUGAUUGAAGCAUAUGGGUGGAUUUCAGUUUUUGUUUCUCACAUCACUGGAAAACUCCCACUUAUCAGUUACCCUACUGUGCGUGUUUUGAGACAUCAAUGGGCAUACUCAUAUGACAAAGCAAAGACGGAGCUGGGCUAUAGCCCAAGAAACUUGACUGAAGGUUUAUCAGAGAUGCUCCUGUGGCUUAAGGAAGAAAAACUAAUAAAGUUUUAG